CGAUAGACGUCUGAAGGAGCUCGCUAAAAGCCAUCAAGUAGCUUUUGAAUAGCCGAAAAUCCCGACUCGCGUCGUUCCGUUCAGCUUUCCGCAAGGGUGACAAACUUUCCAGCCAACAUGGACCAGAACCUGCUUUUGUUGUUCGACCGCCCCAAUGAGCCGGUCUAUGUGCCGAAGGGCGAGCAGAAAGUCAGCUUCGAUGUGCCACCGAAGUACUUGCCUGAGCAAUACCAGUCGAUGGCCGACAGGAUUCUCAACCGCUUCGGCAAUGAGUCCUUGUCAUCUGUCCCUAUCAAGCAAAUCGCUAUUCCCGAUUUGAGCUUGGUAUUGCAACUCGGCAGACGUGAUCCCUUCUCGCUGUUUAUUCCUGCCCACCGUAAAAUGGCUGGUCGUCUCACUGAACUGUUCAUGGGUAUGCGAACUGUUGAGGACUUGAUGUCGUUGGCAGCCUAUUGCCGCGAUCGCGUCAACGCCCAGAUGUUCAUCUAUUCUCUCUCAGUAGCCAUCCUUCACCGUGACGAUACCAAACACCUUUCGGUCCCUCAGCUUUCUGAAAUCUUCCCCGACAAGUUUAUGGACAGCCAGGUCUUCAGUCGUGCCAAGGAAGAGGCCAACGUAGUCCCAGCUGGCUCACGCUUGCCCAUCGAGAUCCCUCUGGACUACACAGCCACUGAUGCUGAUCCAGAGCACCGCGUUGCUUACUGGCGCGAAGAUGUGGGCAUCAAUCUCCACCAUUGGCACUGGCAUCUGGUUUACCCAUUCGACGGUCCCAGGGUGGCGGUGAACAAGGACAGGCGUGGUGAACUCUUCUACUACAUGCACCACCAGAUCAUGGCCAGGUACAACACCGAGCGUCUUUGCAACAAUCUUCCCCGAGUUCGUCGUCUGACGAACCUUCGCGAUCCCAUUCCCGAGGCUUACUUCCCCAAGAUGGACCAGACGGUCGCAGGACGUGCCUUCCCAGCCAGGCCUGUCAACAUGCUCCUGUCUGACAUCAACCGAGCUGCUGACCAAACAAGGUUCGACAUAGCUGAUCUCGAACGGUACAGGGACAGAAUCUUGGAAGCCAUACACACGAGACAGGCACGCAACGGCCAAGGUGGCGUUAUCCCGCUCGACGAGGUGACAGGUAUUGAUAUUAUCGGUAAUAUGAUGGAAGCCAGCAUCCUCAGCCCUGACCAGACUUACUAUGGCGAUUUGCACAACUUGGGUCACAUUGCCAUCUCUUACGCCCACGAUCCAGACCAUCGUUUCUUGGAAAACUUCGCUGUAAUGGGUGACUCCACUACUGCUAUGAGAGACCCAAUCUUCUACAGGUGGCACUCGUUUGUCGACGCUGUGUUCACCGAGUUCAAGAACAGUCUGCCUGCCUACAACGCGAACCAGUUAGCAUUCCCAGGAGUCACAGUGUCGGACAUCCGCAUCGUCAGCCAAGGAGCUAACCCCAAUACCUUGAACUGCCACUGGACCAAGAGCGACGUCGAACUUACCCGUGGCUUGGACUUCACCCCUCGAGGCUCUAUCCUGGCUCGUCUGCAGCAUCUCAAUCACGACGACUUCUCUUACAGCUUCGUCGUGAACAACAGCAAUAACCAGGAGGUCAUGGGAACCGUGCGAGUUUUCAUCGCUCCCAAGUACGAUGAGACUGGUCGCAACCUGAGCUUCGACGAUCAGAGGAUGCUCAUGAUUGAGAUGGAUAAGUUCACCACCAGACUGAGGAGAGGCCAGAACACGAUCAACAGAAACUCGAACGAGUCGGCCAUUACCAUUCCCUUCGAGGCAACAUUCCGCAACGUGGACCAAAACCGACCAUCUGAGACAGACCUCUCCAGCUUUGACCAGUUCAACUUCUGCGGCUGCGGAUGGCCACAGCACAUGCUUGUACCCAAGGGCACCAGACAGGGUUACCCCAUGGACCUGUUCGUCAUGGUCUCCAACUACCAGGAUGACAGGGUGAACCAGCCCGAGCCAACUGGCUGCCGUGACGGAGUCAGCUUCUGCGGAUUGAGGGACCUGAAGUACCCAGAUGCUCGUGCUAUGGGCUAUCCAUUCGACCGCAUUGCACGACAGGGCGUCACGUCGCUGGCUAACUUCAUCACUCCGAACAUGAGAGUUCAGCAAAUCACGGUCAGGUUCAGUGAUACCGUCAAGCCGCGAGCAAACAGCAACGCCCAGUCGGUCGUCAGGUUUUAAACUAUCAACGCUGUUCAUUGUCUAGAAACUAUGAAUGUAAAACAAAUUUCGUUUUUCUGAUUGCAUUUGAAACUGUAAAAUUGUGAACUCGUCGAGUCACUAAAAAAAAAAAAAUAACCCAAUAAAUGUGUAUUAUCAUAACCUAA
Molecule: messenger RNA, 2339 nt
Organism: Nasonia vitripennis (jewel wasp)
Lineage: Eukaryota; Metazoa; Arthropoda; Insecta; Hymenoptera; Pteromalidae
Gene: ppo1
Product: diphenol oxidase 1
Exons: 6
Coding region: 118-2193 (691 amino acids)
Molecular function (GO): oxidoreductase activity
Source: RefSeq, marked inferred